AUGGCCGCGCUUCCCGGCGGGAGCGGCGGCGGGAGCGGCGGGUCGUGGCCGCGCUCCCCGCCGGGCGCGACCCUCGCCUCGGCACUGGGCUGGGAGCCGCUGUCCGGGCUGCAGAUCCGAUCGCGCUCGGUGGAGCAGACGCUGGUGCCGCUCGUGGCGCAGAUAACUACUCUCAUUAACCAUAAAGAUAAACCAAAGCGGUCAGACAAGACGUUGCGGGCGGUCCAGCAAGUAGGUCAAGCUGUUAACCUGGCUGUCGGGCGGUUUGUCAUGGUGGGCGAAGCCAUCGCCAAUGAGAACCAAGAGCUGAAAGAGGAAAUGAGGGUUGCCUGUAUGGAGGCCAAGCAGGCAGGUGAGACGAUUGCGCAACUUACGGAUGUAGCAACCUUGGAUCACCCAGAAUCUGAUGGCCAGAUAACUAUAUUUACCGACAAAACAGGAGUGGUGAAAGCUGCGAGACUGCUGCUUUCUUCGGUGACUAAAGUGUUGGUGUUGGCCGACAGAAUAGUUAUUAAGCAAAUUAUAACUUCCAGAAACAAGGUUCUUAUAACAAUGGAACAGUUGGAGAAAGUGAGUAGUUUUCAGGAAUUUGUGCAAAUAUUCAGCCAAUUUGGAAAUGAAAUGGUGGAAUUUGCCCAUCUUACCGGAGACCGACAAAAUGACCUGAAAGAUGAGAAGAAAAAAGCCAAGAUGGCAGCUGCCAGGGCCAUUCUCGAGAAAUGUACCAUGAUGCUUCUCACUGCUUCAAAGACUUGUUUAAGGCAUCCUGAUUGUGAAUCCGCACGCGUCAACAAAGGAGCGGUAUUCCACCGAAUGAGGCUAGCGCUCGAGCAGGUAACGGAGAUUGUAACGGACUCUCGGCCCAGCGGAGAGAAUGAACCAGGCCCGAUGAGCCUCUACACUGUCAUCAAGGGAUUCAAGAAUAAAGUGGAAGGUUUGCGGGACAACCUAUCCCUGCUGUCAAAGGAGAACCUCCGGGCAAUGCUACGGGUUGUCCUUGAACACACGGAAGAUUUUACCGAUUCCGCUUAUACAAGCCACGAGAACAGGGAGCGCAUUUUGCAACUGUCCAAGCAAGCUAAGAUGGAGCUGGAGCAGCUGGUGUCGGCGUGGACUUAUGCGCAAAGUCAGAAGAAAAAGGACGUCACAGAGGACUUGGAAGUAAACAUCUUAAAAAUGUGUCAGUGCAUGAACGAGCUUCAAAGAGAACUCCACAGCGUGGCAACAUCUGUCGCAGCGGACCUGAUCAAAUACCAUUCCGAUCAUCUCAUUCUGAAAACACUGAAGAUCUGCGGGGCGGAGGGCAACAUAGAAGCCGUUGCAGAGCAUAGCUGUAAGCUCUCCGAACAGAAAGAACAAUUGAUUGAAAUUUGCCACUUACUGAGGCAUGUCUCCGGAACGGAACCGUUGGAAAUAACCUGCCUACAUGCGGAAGACACUUUUCAUGUGACUGGGCCUCAGAUCAUCUCCGCUGCAGAAACCUUGACGUUGCAUCCCUCCAGCAAGAUUGCAAAAGAAAAUCUGGACGUGUUCUGCGAGGCCUGGGAGUCCCAGCUGAGCGACAUGUUGCUGCUCUUAAGAGAAAUCAGGGAUGUGUUUGAAGGAAGACGAGGAGAGAAGCGUGCAUACCUGUCUCUGCCCAGGCCAGGGAAGCAUAAUGCAAAUUUGAAAGCCUUAAAGCAAGUCAGGCUUGAUAGUGAGGAGCAAGGAAAGCUUGGAAAAUUAGGUUUAGAACUACAAAAGCUGACAACACGUGUAGACUCUGAGAUGGAGAAAUGGGAAGACCCAGAAAAUGAAAUUGUACGGCAUGGCCAAGGCCUUUCCAGCAUGGCCUAUUCCAUGUACCUCUUUACAAGGGGUGAGGGACUGCUGAAAACCACCCAAGACUUUUUUCAGCAGGCAGAGGCCUUUGCCGCAGAAGGAUUAAAGCUUGUUUCGGCUCUUCUUGCAUUUUCUAACCAGCUGGAAGACGAUGACAAACCGUUGCUUCUGCAGGAGAUUGACAAGAUGGUCCCUGUUUAUCAACAGCUUCAAGUAACAGCUAAAACCCCAGUUCAGGGCAAAGCGGCAACUUUUGCAAAGGUGGACACCUGUAUUCACAAAGCAAAGCAUAUUCUGGAUGUCCUUGCCCAGGUUCUUCCACUGAGCUGCAGGUUACUAAGAAAGCACAAAGCAGGAAAUGGCUAUCUUAGAGUACAUCAUCCAUGGAAAGAAAAUGGGCUGCAUGCAGCCACACGAGAAGGCAGAGGUCUGGCUGGGGGAACGGAUGCCUUUGGGAUCAAAUCCUUGGAACAACAUGUGGCGAACCUCACCGUGUUGGAGAACAAACAGUUCUAAGAUGCUUUUUUAGGAAUGGAAAGUUUCCCAUAAGGGAGUUGUACACUCAGCCUCUCCUAAUUGCUUUCUUUUGAGAAAGGUGAAACCGGGUUAGAAAAAGCUGCUGCAACCUUUUCACAUCUAAUAGAUGUCACGGUACUUGGCAGGUAACAAAAGUGAAAGCCAGCUAAUGGCUGCCUAUUUUUGUAAGGUGAAUAACUUUGGGUUCACUGUUAAUACUGCUAGUUAUGUAAUCACGUACACUUAUGAAUGUCUUACUCUUCAACCCCAAAGAUGCUGCUAUGGAUGCACAUGGACUUAGAAAUGCUACAUGAAAAACUACUGGUAUUUUUGUUUUGUUUAAUCAAUAUCCUAGUGUGAGCCUAAGACCGUAUUCUAUAAAUAGUUGUUGUGCUGGGCUUAGAAAAGGGAUGCAACAGAGGCUGGACUGGUGUCAAAGCUCCCAGCCAAAAGUGGCCCAUCACGGAUGCCGCUCUUUCCUCUUGGCAGGUGAUUCUGGGGUGGAGGAAGAGGCAGGUGGCGUCUCAAAGGGCUUAGGUCCAGAGGGAUCCCUGUUGCUCUCCCUUAGAAGCAAUAGUUACAAGAAAGCUUUAAUAAUGAAAGCUGCCUGAAAGCCUCACAUUUCUCAAAUACAUUUCCAGGCUUAUUAAACAAUUAAAUUUAAAAAACCCUAAGUACUGUUAAUGAGGCCAGCUACAAUUAAGAGCUUGCUGUUGUCUUGCUCCUUUGUGUAUGAUGCACAACUUUAUCAAUUCAUGGAAUUUUACAGGAUUAUCUAAGCAAUGUUACCAGAAGUCACUUCUAAGGAGUCUAGUGGGACUAGCUCCCUAGAACUCCAGCCUUGAAAGUAAAGCUUGAGCCUUCACUUUUAGCAGGUGGUAGAAUAAAAUUCCAAGGUAGUUAACAAGUGUUAGCUUUGUUACUCACUACAAUGGGCAUUAUUUGUUUUGUAGAGAUUAAAAAUCCUCUUCGAAGCUUGUUUUAGAUAUAAAUAUAUGCUAUACUAACUGAAAUAUCGCUAAGUGCACUGGUCCUAUGUUUCAUUGUUAAGAUUUUAGUACCGUCCUUCAUCUGGAAUACUAUAAACUGGAACUCCUAGAAAAUGAUUUGGUCUUGCUACAGUCAACUGUAGCAUUAGCUUUUACUGUGCCUUUAAGGCAGGAACUGGACAAAUCAGUAGGAAGCAGAGGAUGCCCACUCCCGUUUGACUCCCGUGUGCAAAGUAGAGGCUGUGGGGCAGGACGUGUGUGUAAAUAGUGGAGGACUUGAUCAUCUGCUGCUGCUGCUCUUCUAGCACUAGCCCUUUGCCCGCUCCCCUUCUGAGAGAUGUGCAGAAAGGUGGCGGGUGUGGUGGAGAUUUAAGUAUCCCGCUCAUCAUUUCUGUCCUGCAUAUGCUGCCCCCCACCCCAAACACACACUUUGCACACCCGAAGCUAACACAGGGUAGUGCUGGCCGUGUCGGCUAAUGAACGAGUGGUUCAUGUUUGGCUGUC
Varanus komodoensis (Komodo dragon) is the source of this 3830-nucleotide messenger RNA. It is a transcript of the gene CTNNAL1, whose product is annotated as catenin alpha like 1. NCBI's taxonomy places the organism in Eukaryota, Metazoa, Chordata, Lepidosauria, Squamata, Varanidae. The transcript is spliced from 19 exons. Gene Ontology annotation, biological process: Rho protein signal transduction; cell adhesion. The record is from RefSeq and is a predicted model, not a curated record. Gene Ontology annotation, molecular function: actin filament binding; cadherin binding. The coding region runs from base 1 to 2337 and encodes 778 amino acids.